CAGUCAAUUCGGAGUUCGUUUUGGACUCUGCGAUUUUGGAACUGUCUGAGGGCGACGAGAUUGCGGUGAUUCCACCGUUGAGUGGAGGUUAAAAUGGAAGAGCAAAAAUCGAUAGUUCAUCUCCAGAAGGAAAAAUUGAACAUAAAUGACAUCAUCGAGGCUGUCACCUCCCCCUCGUGUGGGGCAAUAUCGACGUUCAUUGGGACAACUCGAGAUAAUUUUGAGUCCAAGAAAGUACUGAAAUUGGAGUACGAGGCGUACGAGCCCAUGGCCCUGAAGGAGAUGUCCAACAUUUGCAAAAAAAUUCGGGAGCAGUGGAAUGUCCAGCACAUAGCGAUAAUCCAUCGUCUGGGAGAAGUGCCUGUUUCAGAAUCGAGUAUUGCAAUUGCAAUUUCGUCGCCCCACAGGCAGGACUCCCUCCAGGCUGUCCAGUUUGCCAUUGAUACAGUUAAAUCAAGUGUUCCUAUCUGGAAGAAAGAAGUUUACGAUGAUCAAGGGGCUGUGUGGAAGGAGAAUAAAGAAUGUCAUAAGAACGUAGUUAUCAAGUCCGAGCGCCUGGAUGUCGAUGAUCCUGGUAGAAAUGAGUCUGAUCGUUCUGAUAGAGUGAAGAUCGACGUUGAUCCUAGUCAGGUUCAAGUGAGGGCGAGCGCCGAGGAGUUGAGGCGAAGGAUCGGCGCUUUUAUUUCGAGAAAAAGAGAGCAGAAUAAUAUGUUCAAUAUCCAAGAGUUCUGCAGCCACAGAAAUCUGAAAGAUGAGAAUGAGAGCUCGUGUGCUCGAGUCGAUGCCAUCCUAAUUCCCCGAAAGGACUCGAAAAGUCACGUGAAAGUUCAUAGAGUCUUCAACGCCCACGGUCCUCAAACAAUGAAGCCCUCAGCUCUCCAAACAUCACCAGAAUUUCCCAAUACCCCUGAAACUGUUAACCCAGUCCUCGACGAACGCCUGUCGAGUCCAGAGAAAUUUCUUGGCAUCGAAAAACCUGUUCCCAGGGAUAUUUACCAACGGAUUAAAAAUAUUGAGGACAGAAUUCGGUAUUUGGAGAGUCUGUCACCAGAGUACAAAGACUUUUUCACUUUGGGAGCUGUGGGGGGUCAGGACAGGCCCCAGAAACCAGUCAGAAAAAGGACGUUUUCGAGUGCUGAAUUGGAUAAUAAACUCGUGGAGCUAGAGGAGAAAUACGCGAAAAAAGUGAGAUGAUCGUAAUUACCUUGAAAUUAUUAUUAUUUUUUUUAAAUUAAAUCGAAUGUAGAUUAUUCCGGAUUUAUUGGGUGGACUGGUCUCAAUAAUUCUUCGGAGUUGAAGGUGUUUUUGAUUUGACAUUUAAUGCAAUUUUCGAUAAGAAAAUUUUGGAUAAAGAAAGAUUAGGGAUUUUUAAAGAA
Diachasma alloeum is the source of this 1376-nucleotide messenger RNA. RefSeq names its product molybdopterin synthase catalytic subunit (gene Mocs2B). The transcript is spliced from 8 exons. The coding region runs from base 94 to 1194 and encodes 366 amino acids. Gene Ontology annotation, molecular function: molybdopterin synthase activity. Gene Ontology annotation, biological process: Mo-molybdopterin cofactor biosynthetic process. Gene Ontology annotation, cellular component: cytosol. NCBI's taxonomy places the organism in Eukaryota, Metazoa, Arthropoda, Insecta, Hymenoptera, Braconidae. The record is from RefSeq and is a predicted model, not a curated record.